UUCUACAUUUAAAAUUCGAUUGCCGACCGACACAUUCAUUACUCAAAAAAGAAAAGAAAAGAAAAGAGAGGAAAAUACUCACUUUUUAUUUAAUUAAAAUAGUCACUUGUUACUUGCCAACAAAUAAUAUUUUUCUUAGUACAUAGGGAAAGGGGAAAAAAGAGUAAAUUCUGUGCCGGAGAAAAAAAAAGAAUCCAAUGACAUAAAUAAAAGUCUUGAUAGGUGGGCGAUUUCAACAUACCUCCUCCGUCGUCGUCGGCUUCCAUUGAUUUUGGCACUACUACAAGAGACUUACGUUCUUCUUCAUUAUCUUCUUCUCUUUCUGAAACCCUAAGAUUUUUGGUUGGAUUGUCUUGUCGUUCUACUGUUUUCCUUAGCUGCUCUUCAAGGUGAAAUUGGGUUUCUGUAGCUUUUUUUCUCCGGGAAAGGUUUUUCUUUUUUGAAGAUUUCAUGCAAAUGGAGGCUAAUGACUGUCAAGAGGAACAUAAGUUCACUCUCGACAACUAUCAUGUCGUGGAGCAGGUUAGAAGAGGCAAGUCCUCUUCCGAUUUCGUGGUUCUUCAUGAUAUUGAAGACAAAAAGUAUGCAAUGAAGAAGAUUUGCCUAGCGAAACACACGGACAAGUUAAAGCAAACCGCUUUACAAGAGGUAACUAUGUGACUUUUAUUAGUUGAUCUUUUGAAUCUUCAAUCGUUAUGUUAACUAUGCUCUUUAAAUUGGGGAAGACAUUUGACAUAUCUUUGUAUCAGUUAUUUUAUUCACACAUGUAUUAGCAUAUGAGGUGAUAUUUAUAUCUCUAGUUAUUGUAUUGAUUCUCGGUGCUCAUUUGUUUCUACGCAUAUGGUAUUCAUUUGUUUUUGAUAUUCGUCUCUCCAUUAUUCGAGCAAUGUAUUAACCUGAUAACUUCAGAUUAGCAGAGCUGUUAUAAAUUAUGAUCUGAUGAAAUUGCUCUCAAGCUUAAAGAAUCCUUAUAUCGUGCAUUAUGAAGAUUCUUGGAUUGACAAUGACAAUAAUGCCUGCAUUUUUACUGCUUACUAUGAGGGAGGGAACAUGGCUAAUGCUAUUAAGAAAGCGAGAGGAAAAUUAUUCCCGGAGGAAAGAAUCUUUAAAUGGUUGGCACAAUUGUUACUGGCUGUUAACUAUUUGCACUCAAACCGUGUAGUUCACAUGGAUCUAACGUGUUCAAAUAUUUUCCUGCCGAAAGAUGAUCACGUCCAGCUUGGUAAUUAUGGUCUGGCGAAACUUAUAAAUCCAGAAAAGCCUGUUUCCAUGGUUUCGGGUAUCUCUAACAGCAUGUGCCCUGAGGUAUUAGAAGAUCAACCAUAUGGAUAUAAAUCUGACAUAUGGUCGCUGGGUUGUUGUAUGUAUGAAAUUACAGCACACCAGCCUGCGUUUAAAGCUCCGGAUAUGGCUGGACUCAUCAAUAAAAUAAACAGAUCCCUUAUGUCUCCUCUUCCGAUCGUCUACUCCUCUACCUUGAAACAAAUGAUAAAGCUUAUGCUUAGGAAGAAACCAGAAUAUCGGCCAACAGCCUGCGAAUUGUUAAGAAACCCAUCUCUACAACCAUACCUUCUUCAAUGCCAAAACCUGUCGCCUAUUUAUCUUCCGGUUUUCCCGAUAAAGCCGGUAAAUAGUCCGAAGGAUAAAGCAAGAAGAAACUCAUUGCCAGGAAAGUUUGGAAAGGAAAGAGUUUCAAGAGAGAAGAGCGAGGUGUCCCGCAGUUUGGAAAAUCUAUAUCCAUUUUGGACGAAUACAGAGACUGGAUCUAGCAGCUCAUCGCAACCGGCAUCAUCUACGAAUGGCGCAGAAGACAAACUUGAAACAAAAAGAAUCGAUCCAAGCUGUGACACAUUGAAGAUUUCUGAGUUUACAAGCCAGAAGUCGGAUGAGAGCUUAAUUGAUCCUGAUAUUGCAGUUUACUCUACAGAAACGCCAGCCGAAGAAAAUGCUCUGCCAAAAGAAACUGAAAAUAUAUUCUCUGAGGAAUCUCAGUUACGUGAUGUUGAUGUUGGGGUUGUGAGUGCACAAGAAGUAGCAUGUUCCCCUCCAAGAGCCAUCGAAGAAGCUGAAACUCAGGAGGCAUUACCUAAACCAAAGGAACAGAUAACAGUGCCCAUUUCUAGUGUUGCACAUUCAUCUACUGAAGUUGCAGCAGCAAAAGACCAUUUGUCUGGAAGCCUUGAGGGCGAUAAAGCAAAGAUGGUGAAACUAACAGCGAGUGAAAUGUCAUCGGUACUAAGUAAGCUCACAAAAUUGGGUCCGCCGCAGAGUAAAGAAAGGGCAGAUGCAUUAGAGUGUUUAUUGGAGAAAUGUGCAGGGCUUGUAAAGCAAGAGAAAUAUGAAGAACUUGCUGGUUUGCUUACACCAUUUGGGGAAGAUGGUGUCUCGGCUAGGGACACUGCAAUUUGGUUCGCAAAGACACUCUUGUCGUCUGACAAACUCAACCAAGGAACCUGAUUGAGUUAGAGACAAAUUUCCCUUUUUGGUUUUUGUCAAAUAUGUAAAAAAAUUCUUUUAUCAUC
Arabidopsis thaliana (thale cress) is the source of this 2522-nucleotide messenger RNA. It is a transcript of the gene Nek7, whose product is annotated as NIMA-related kinase 7. Gene Ontology annotation, molecular function: ATP binding; protein kinase activity; protein serine kinase activity. Lineage: Eukaryota; Viridiplantae; Streptophyta; Magnoliopsida; Brassicales; Brassicaceae. The transcript has 13 exons. The record is from RefSeq and is marked reviewed. Bases 940 to 2457 code for a protein of 505 amino acids.